GCUGAUCUGCUGAGUAGUGCAGUACACCUGUACCGCGCUGGAACGGUGAACGCGUAGAGGCGUGCUUAAUUCAUAAAGCCGCAGUGUCGUGCAUCGCCUGGCCGUGAUUUCGUGUUCGUGACUCCAAAUCACCAGAAACGGACACACCACAAGUUACCCGCAGUGAAAGAGAAAGGAAUUCCGUUGAACAUUAAUAACCCGUAAGUACACUCACGACCACAGCUUCUCUUGGAGAAGCUAAGGACGAUGACCAGCAGCUUACGCUUCUCUAUAGCGCACGUUUACUUCUCACGCGCUCUACAGGCUUUGCUGUGCAGUCUAAGUGCAAUUGCCAGGAACAACCACGAGAAUCUUUGAUGCCAUUUUCGGGGCCACUGGCUAGCUGCUGGCUAAACUUCUGUAUAUGUAUACUGCCUACGUGCAAGAUCACUUUUGGAGGAAAGAUGACAUUUUAGCCAGAUACACAUGGAGACAAUGUGGAUAUGAGAGAGUCAGGAUGAGUUAAGACCGAAAGGAUCCUCUACUGGUACAGACACUUGGUGGAGGCCGCAUAUGAUACGGGAAGAGACAUGUCACUGCUGUCUAGUCGUGGCGGUCGCAGGGGACCAAUCCUUUGCUUCUUAGCCCUGCUCUUCGUCUUCGGCCUCUAUCAGCUGGGACUUAUAUGCGGACCCUCGAAAGAUGGACCCACUUCCAUGAUGAUAGCUAAAGAGAUCCAAGAUAAGCCAGCCAACGGUUCAUGGUUUCCAUACGACUUUUUUCAAUUACCAAAAUACGUUGUUUCGUCCCUUGACCAUAAGAAGUAUUCUUACGACAGAACGAUGCCGCUUAUAUUCAUAGGCGGUGUACCACGCUCAGGAACAACUCUGAUGCGUGCCAUGCUGGAUGCACAUCCCGACGUAAGAUGCGGCCAGGAAACUAGAGUAAUUCCGAGGAUUCUACAGAUGAGAUCCCACUGGCUAAAAUCUGAACGAGAGAGCGUACGCCUCGUAGAAGCUGGAAUUUCUAAAGAGGUAAUGGACAGUGCGAUAGCUGCGUUUUGCCUUGAAGUGAUAGCACGACAUGGUGAACCGGCUCCAAGACUCUGCAACAAGGAUCCACUUACAUUAAAAAUGGGAUCGUACGUCUUGGAGCUUUUUCCAAAUGCGAAAUUCUUAUUCAUGGUCCGUGAUGGGCGAGCUACUGUGCAUUCCAUCAUAUCAAGAAAGGUCACCAUAACAGGCUUCGACCUCACAUCGUACAGACAGUGCUUGACAAAAUGGAACCAUGCGAUAUCCGUUAUGCAUAGCCAGUGUAAGGAAGUUGGUUCUGAUAAAUGCCUCAUGGUCCCCUAUGAACAACUGGUGCUUCAUCCCAGAGAGUGGAUGAAGAAGAUCCUCAGCUUUCUGGAUGUACCUUGGAACGAGUCAGUCCUUCACCACGAGGAGUUCAUUAAUAAGCCUGGUGGAGUACCACUUAGCAAAGUAGAGAGAUCCUCGGAUCAGGUGAUAAAGCCAGUCAAUUUAGAAGCAUUGACCAAAUGGGUAGGACAUAUUCCUGAUGACGUGGUUCGCGAUAUGCCGGACAUUGCUCCUAUGCUGUCAGUUCUCGGUUACGAUCCUUACAGCAAUCCUCCAGUGUAUGGAGCACCGGACAGUUUAGUCAGCGACAACACCAGGAGGGUGCUCGCCGACGGAGAAAUAUGGGCUGCCAAAGCCCGACAAUUGUCCCUCCAGAGGGUAGCGUCGAUGCCCAACGAAGAAGAUCCCAGCGACAGCCCGAACGCGUGACCCUGGAUUCACGUCCUUCUAGACACGCACAACACAAACGUGUACAAUUAUUAUUAUAUCUAACUGUACCUUCCAAGGACGAGGCAAUGUUACCAAUAUCGCCACCAGAUUUAUUAAGCGACCGUCAACUCUGUCGCUGCUUUUCCGUAUUGCUUCCUAGACGUUUUUUUGAGAACGACUAGCGGAACCGUGACGAGACAUAUUGGAAACGUUGCCUGUGCGAUUAACUUGUUUAAUUUAUUGCAGCUUGUAACUGAUUAAUCGAUUUGUUUUUGAAAAAACGUUCCUUGGUUUCUUGUGUGACGGCUGCCUUAGGAUUAGUCUCGUGUUUUACUUUUCUGUUGAUUACCGUGGGACGGGUACGUUCCUGGUGUUAUUGUGUAAUCGAUGGAGGAUACUAGUGCGUGUACCAUCUAUGUUCAUCAUACAACGCUUCUUGUAAAAGAAGAAAAAAGAAUGAGACAAUGAGGAAAGAAAAGAAAAAGACAAAUGAUGUUUCUCUGCGGACUAUAAGAAAUCUCAUGAUCACGAAACUUCGAAUUGUGUUUACUUGUGAAUCAGUAUGCAAGUGUAAUUAAUGAUAACUGUUAGUUUUAUUGCAAUAACGCGAACAUUCGCACGCAACUGUUCCAAUCCCCAAUUACGGUACAAUGAGAGAAUUUGUUGUUUUGUUACGUUAUACCGUUAUAUUUUAUAAUUCAUUUAAUUAUCCAUACACGUAGCACAAACAGUUGCACAGUACUUCAAUAAUUGUCCAAGAAAAAAAAACAUGUCGACCAAAUGGCCAGUGAAAAAUGGUUGAUCCUAAAAACGUAUCCGAUUUAUGUGAAAUGAGUAAAGGCAGAAUUAAAACGAACAAUAAUAGAUAUUAAAGUACAUACUUACGUGUUUAAUCGACUCUAUCUCGCUCUAUUAAAAGCUAAUACUUUAUACCACUGGUAUUUUUCUUAUGUGGCUUUCCGACUGUUAUUUUCAAUCAAAAUAUCAUCGUAACGCAAUCCCGUAUGCGUUUUGCCAUAUUCGAGGUGUCUUUGAUUUAGGAACGUCGUGCCAAGGACGUUUUUGUCAAAUGUAUUACGUUAAAAUAAGUUUCCAAAGAUGCGCUAAGAGUCAGCCGAGAAAAUUGUACUCUGAUGAUCAAUGGAAAUCUUUGGCACCAACUAAUAAGAAUAACGUGAGUUUGCGAUUGUACAGAAUAAAAUAUUAUUUAUAAGCUA
Cephus cinctus (wheat stem sawfly) is the source of this 2986-nucleotide messenger RNA. It is a transcript of the gene Tpst, whose product is annotated as protein-tyrosine sulfotransferase. Gene Ontology annotation, biological process: peptidyl-tyrosine sulfation. The record is from RefSeq and is a predicted model, not a curated record. Gene Ontology annotation, cellular component: Golgi apparatus. Gene Ontology annotation, molecular function: protein-tyrosine sulfotransferase activity. Bases 570 to 1769 code for a protein of 399 amino acids. Lineage: Eukaryota; Metazoa; Arthropoda; Insecta; Hymenoptera; Cephidae. The transcript is spliced from 12 exons.